Molecule: messenger RNA, 1741 nt
Organism: Solenopsis invicta (red fire ant)
Lineage: Eukaryota; Metazoa; Arthropoda; Insecta; Hymenoptera; Formicidae
Exons: 6
Coding region: 423-1289 (288 amino acids)
Source: RefSeq, a predicted model, not a curated record
UGCGGCGGGAGCUUCAGUAGCCGCUCGUACGUCGGUCGGAAAACCUUCCACGUCGUUACGUCGUCCUUGUACGCGCCAUCGUCGACGAGAUCGUAAGGGGGCCCGCGACCCACGCACCCCCUCGAUCCUACAUUCGGUGUUCAUAUUUUUUCUUUUUUUUCCGUUUUCGAACAGUCCGCGUUCUGAACGGUCUUAAAGUUUAAACGCGAGCGUUUAUAAAUAAAAAAAAAGGAACGAUAUAUCGAGGAAUAUAUACACACAUAUAUAUAGUGCAGUGUCUGAACCAAUGGAUCGUCUCUCGCCCACGGAUCUUAUUGGAGCUCGAAAGUGUUAAUAUGAAGGCGGAUCUGUGACGGGUGAAUGAGAACACGCGCGUGCGUGUAUAUGAGUGCGUAAACGCGACGAAAGCAUAUCGAAGCAUCAUGCGAAGUGCCGCGAGAUACCGAGACGCGCGUUCCACCCGUUCCGCGUCGCUUCUUUGCGUCCUCCUCAUCGCCGUCACCGAUGUUCGCGGAUUAAGCAAUGUAUCGAUUGAUAUUCCAUUGGCAGUAGCAGCUGGAACAACAGUCAACAUGUCUUGCAAAUACGAUCUACAAUCGGAUACUCUUUACACUGUCAAAUGGUACAAAGGCUCGGAAUUUUUUCGAUUUGUCCCCAAGGAAAUGCCACCGAUUGCAGUGUUUGGAGAACUUGGGACAAGAGUUGUGACAAAUCGGAGCAAUGCGUAUCAAGUCGUUCUGAAGGAUGUACAGCCCAAUCAUACUGGCAAAUAUCGUUGCGAAGUCUCAGGAGAUUCUCCCUCGUUUAAUACUGUAAUGGUUUCUAGUUACAUGCACGUAGCUAGUCUGCCGAACGGCGAUCCGACGCUGCGGGUCGAGAAGCUGCGAUAUGCGGUGGGUGAUACUGUACGUGGAAACUGCACGGUACCGUCGGGAAAUCCUCCAGCCAACGUGACGUGGACUGUCAACGGCAAAUCGGUGAACUCAAGUUUCGUCAUGAAUAUUACUGAGAAAAUUGACGACAAUCAACAGUACAUGACGAUUGCUGGGUUGGAUUUUGAGACGAUGCAGGAUAGUUUCAACAAUGGCAGAUUGACGAUCAUUUGUCACGCAAAUGUCUUUCAUUUAUAUAAAACAACGGCUGAGAUAUUUCUGAAGGAAGAACGUCCAAGAUUGGCUUCUGUAUUAGGUACACGGGAAUCCUCCUAUACUGGUAGCGCAGCCAAGAGUACAGCAGAGUAUUUCUACAUCACUGCCAUGACCGCACUGUUGCUAUGCAGCCUGAGAUAACAUCAAUGAACUCGCAAUAUGUUUUACGCGCACGAGUGUAUCGGGAGGAGUAAAUCGUUUGUAAAAUUUUGAAAUUAUUAAAUGGGAUAAAACCUGGGAAAAGACAUCUUUUGUUGAAAUAAAUACCAAGCGUAUGUUAUUCGUGUAAAUAGGAUAAAGAAAGAUUUAGCGAAUUAUCUACGUGUACGCGAUCUACGUCCGCCCUGCGGGUAGAUGUGUAAUCCGAUAACAUGUCGUAUUAUUAUGUAAUAGAUCGACAAGGUGUCGCGCCAAACUAUCGACGACUUAUUUGAAUAUCGUACCGUCUUUUCUAUCCUCUGAUAAUGAUUUUGAUACCUCCUCUGUGACAUUGUGGCCGUCGCAAUGUAUCCUGUCAUGGUUAUAGGUAAAUACUGUUAUUGUUUAUAAAUGACAUUUUGUUUCAUUGAAAUAUGAAUAAAUAAUUCACCUUC